CGCUACGCUCAGUCCUCGCUCAUCCGCCGCGUGCCCGAGUCGCCGCGCCUCGCACUCCGGAGGCCGAUGCUCCACGCACCGCGCGCGCACCUACCAAUAAAAAACAAUCGCCGCGAUGCCAUUACAACCGACCUAACCAUUCAAACUGAACCAAAAAAUAUGUGCAUUUAUGUACCCUGUUGUGUUGUGAAUUUUUGACGUCAAGUUUAUCGUAAAACCGCACGGUUCCACUUUCGGAGAUAGUGACGUAUGCGCCGGAGUGUGUCGGCGAGCUGAGCCAGCAGCCAGCAUGGACGCGGUAUGCGCGCGCGACGACGCGGCAUGCGAGAUGCGCGCGCUGGCCGCUGCGCUGCACUCCAUACACCUGUACUGCGCAACAGUCGCCGCCGCACUCAUAUGCUGCUGCGCUCCUGUGCAGCCGCAGUGGUAUGGGAGACGUUGGCGCGGGCAGAACGUGCGCGGCGUGGCGAGCGUGGCGCUGGGGGCUGCGUGGUGCUGCGGCGCGGCGGCGGCGUGCCUUCGCCCCGGCGACACCGUGCAACUGGUGGGCGCCGUGUUGGCCCCGCUAGCGUGGCUGGCCGCCGCCGCACUGCAUGUCGCCCUCUGGACCCGCCGCUCCGCCGCGCCCAUCCUCUACCUCGCCGUAUACUGGUUCCUCACUGCCAUCUCCUCCGCCGCCAUCCUCUGGCAACACCUUUCCACCGACCCCUCCCCCAAACACAUUGAACUCUACAUCCAAGGCGCAACGGUGCUCCUCGCUCUCAUCAUAUCGGUGGUCGACUGCAUCUGUUUUUAUGACGAGGUGACAAAACGUUCCCGGGGGCGACAGAAACCGUCGACCGAGACCAACACGACGUACAAGCAUCAUGACACGCAUUUUUUCUCCAAGAUAUCGUUUUUUUGGCUCAACACCCUGCUGCGUAAAGGAUAUGAGGCCCCGCUGGAAGAGGACGACCUGGGGGACCUGCCUGAAAGGGAACACUCCCAGAUAUACUACCAGAAGUUCUGCAGGGUGUAUAAAGAACAAGAGAAUUCGAAAACAUGUAAAGACGGUGUCAGUAUAUGGCGAUGCUACGUGAGAUUGGUCUGGCCAAACUUUUACCUCGCCGGCGUGAUGAAGCUGUUCAGCGACCUAAUAGGCGUAGUGCCUCCUCUUGGCCUCGCCAUUGUCAUUCAGUUCCUGGAAGCCCCGUCGCCAGCCGCAGAUACUACACACGUCACGCUUGAAGAGUUCUGCUCCAACGGCUACGUUAUGCUCCUGAUUAUAACUCUUGCGCUGAUUAGUCAAGCGUUUUUGUCUCAAAACUCAACGCACUUAGUUACGGUCGAGGGAACGAGGUUGAAGACGGCUUUGCAAGCAAUGGUCUACGACAAAUGCAUGCGGUUAGCGCCAUGGUCGGCUCCGGAGUCGGACGCGGAUGAAGAGUCGCCCUUACUCCACCCGGAUGAGGGGAUCACCACCCAGUCUGGGUUGCUAACCAACCUGGUCUCUCAGGACACCUACAACGUCAUGUCUUGUGUCUGGAUCAUACACUACAUGUGGGCCAUUCCGCUCAAGGUGGCAGUGAUAUUAUACCUACUCUAUACCAAAUUGGGAGCGAGUGCGAUAAUAGGUACCGCGGCGAGCAUACUGGUCAUAACCCCACUGCAGUUUUAUAUCGGAAAAAGGUUGUCCGACAACUCAAAAGAAAUCGCCAAAUGCACAGACCACAGAGUAUCCAAAAUGACAGAGAUUCUACAAGGGAUGAACGUUAUCAAGCUUUACGUCUGGGAAGAUUUGUUCAAGGAGAAAAUACUCAAUCUGAGAGAAGUGGAACUGAAAUUGCUAAAUAAGGAUUCAUUUUAUUGGAGUUUCUUGACAUUUACAACGCAAGUAUCAACGAUACUGGUAACAUUGAUUACUUUCACUGUAUAUUAUUUUCUGGAAAACAGUAAAGGACUGACUGCCGUUAAUGUGUUCGCUGGACUGGCACUGUUCAAUCAAAUGACGAUACCUUUACUGAUUCUACCAGUGACAGUGCUGAUGGUGAUUCAAGCUAUGGUUAGCACAAAAAGGAUCAAAGAUUUUUUGGAACUUCCAGAAUCGAAUAAUGUGAGAGAAGAUAAUUUUGAUCAUUCUGGUCAACGGAAGUGUUCGGAUGACUCCAAAAACGAGGCAGAUGAGGCAAUGCCAGAGGACGCGAGUGUUUGGGACGAAGAAGGGAAAGAAGGGCCGGAAACGGAAGAGCAGUCCUCAGAGGAUGAAAUGUCCGCUCUUGCGCAGAGCCAGGAGUAUCUAGUCAGAUUUAGAAACGCAGCAUUUUCGUGGGGAAUGAAAAGCGAUGCUCUGUUAGAAGUUGAUGAUUUAGACUUGCCUCCAGGUAAAUUGAUAAUGGUUGUUGGUGCCACUGGCUCAGGCAAGACUUCAUUACUAUCAGCUCUACUCGGAGAAAUGUAUUUGGAGAGAGGAGACGUUGUAUUUAAUGGGCAUUUUUCAUCAUGGUACGCGGGUCAGCCGCCCUGGUUGUUGGAGGGCUCCGUGCGAGACAACAUAGUGAUGGACAGCGCGUGGUGUCAGCGCCGCUAUGCCCGCGUGCUGCGCGCCACCGGCCUGCGACCAGACUUGCAGCUUUUACCUGAUGGGGACGCAACUCACCUUGGCAGUCACGGUGCGCCCCUCUCCGGAGGCCAGCGCGUGCGCGUGUGCGUGGCACGCGCGCUGUACUCGCGCGCACGACUGCUGGCGCUCGACGAGCCGCUCGGCGCGCUGGACGCACCGCUCGCCAGGCAUGUCGUGGCUCGCGCACUCGUCCCCGCCGCCCGCGCCGGUCGUACAGUUCUUGUUGCUACUAACCGCCUGGAGCUCCUGCAUUAUGCUGACAUGAUAAUAGCAAUGGAGGACGGCCGUGUGAACGGGUUCGGGCGGCCUGGCGCGAGCGGCGUGCUGGGCCGCUGGACGCAGCUGGCGGCGGAGGCGCGAGCGGCGGCGGCGCGAUCCGGCGCCGGCCCGCCCGGCGGGGCCGCGCGCGAGCGCUCGCGGCUGCUGCGUGCGCUCAGCCACACGCGCUUCCACAGACAAGUGUCUGAUGACGCUGCGGUGGGCAUCAGCGAGGCGACAGGCGCGCACUUGCUGGCGGAGGUGGCGACGGUGGCCGGCGGCAGCUGGCGGCGGCGCGCGUCGCUGCGGCCGCGACCCAAACUGUCGCGGCAGCUCUCCUCGCCGCCGCCCUCCAUGCAGAACUACAAGUGGCGUCGCGAGGUGCGUCGAGCAGUGAGCGCCGACGCGUCGAACACGGCGCUGCAGCGGGAAGCAAGCCUGUUGCGACGAUUGUUGCGUCCGCGCACAGGCACACACCGCACUCUCGCUAGGUGGACACCAAGAACCCUACGUCGGUUGAUUCAAGCUGAUUCCGAAACUCCUACAGAAAACCAAACAAAUGGGUCUGGCGAAGGGACGAGGUUGGACACAACGUUUGCGUCCAUCACGUCAAACGGCAUCGAGACCUCCGCCAUUGCCCCUGACAGCCCUCCAACCCUGAAAGAAGAUGCUGAACAGGAACCCUCUAUCAGUGAGUGCACGGUAUGGCGGGAGUACGCACGCGCAUGCGGGUGGUGGGGCGUGGCGUACUGCGCAGCCGCGGUGACGGCGCAGGCGCUGGGGCUGGCGGCCGACUGCUGGCUCACGUACACCACCUCUAGGAACGCCAGGGAGCCGCUUAAUGAUGACCAGAUGUGGUACAGCGUGUGCGUGUACGCGUUCUGGUGCGCACUGGGCGCAUGCGCGAUGCUGGCGUGCGGCGUGGCGGGCGCGGGCGCGGGCGCGGCGGCGCGGCGCGCGCUGCACGAGCGGCUGCUGCACGCCGUGCUGCGCGCGCCGCUGCAGCUGCGCCCGCAGCCCGGCCACAUGAUGUACCGGUUCUCUGCUGACGUGCUCGUCAUUGACAAGAAACUUCCGACGGCGAUGAGCCGGUGGGUGCAGUUAGCGCUUGUAUGCAGUGCGGCGCUGCUGGUGAACGCAGUGGCCGCGCCCUGGAGUCUGCUGGCGUUACUGCCCGCACUCGCACUGUAUCUGACGCUGCAGAGCGUCUACCUGACAAACGCGAGAGAAUUGCAAUGUGCGGAGGCGCGCAGCGCGGCGGGCGUGGUGUCGCUGUGCGCCGAGACCAGCGCGGGCGCGGGCACGGUGCGAGCCGGCCGCCUGCAGCCGCGCAUGCGCGCCGCCUUCCUGCGCAGGCUCGAUCACAAUCAUAACGCGUUGCUGCUUCUUAAUGCCUCUAAUAGGUGGCUUGGUCUUACUUUAGACUUAGUAGGAGCGGGCAGCGUGUGCGUGUGUGUGGGCGUGGCGCUGUGCGGGGGCGGCGGCGAGGGCGGCGCGGUGGCGGGGCUGGCGGGCGCGUACUCGCUGCUGGUGCCCGCGUACCUCGCGCACCUGGCCAAGGCGCGCGCCGACCUGCAGCUGCAGCUGGCUGCGGUAGAACGACUGCUCGUCGACGCUAACGCCCCGCAGGAGGAUUACCGGGAUGAUUGCCCACUGCCAGCGGGCUGGCAAAGAGACGGCAAGAUUGAGUUCGACAACGUGAGCGUCCAGCACGAACCCAGCACGCCAGUCGUGCUCAACAAUAUUAGCUUCUCUGUAGCUCCUGGAGAAAAGGUCGCCGUCUGCGGCCGUAGCGGAAGCGGCAAGUCGACUCUCCUGUUGUCUUGCGUCGGUGCAACCACGAUACGUUCCGGCCGGGUGCUCAUAGAUGGCGCUGACGCGUCGCGCGUGCCGCUGCGAGCUCUAAGACAUCGCGUCGUGGUUUUACCGCAAGAACCUGUCAUGUUCUCUGGAACGCUGAGAGAGAACUUGGAUCCUCUGGCCGUCCAUACUGAUGAGGAAAUCUGGGCGAGUCUAAGAGCCGUGGGGCUGUACGAGUUCGUGACUGCACAGCAUGCUGGGUUAGAGUGCGUGGUGGGGCGGUGGUGGCGCGGCGGCUGCGGCUGGAGCGUGGGGCGCGCGGCGCGGGCGUGCGCGGCGCGGGCGGCGCUGCACGCGCGGCUGGCGGCGGCGCUGCUGCUGGACGAGCCGGGCGCCGCGCUCGACGCGCCCGCCGACCGCGCGCUGCUGGCAGCGCUGCGGGCCGCGCACCCCCACACCACCGUGCUCACGGUGGCCCAUCGAGUAUCGUCAGUACGAGGUUACGACCGCGCCAUGGUGCUGGAGGAGGGUCGCGUGGCGGAGCAGGGCGCGGUGCCCGCGUUGUUGUCUGUGCCCACCUCCCGCCUCGCGCGCCUGCUGGCUGCCGCCGCCUCCGCCCACCACCACGUCUGAACUUCUCAAGACUGCACUAGUAGCUACCGUCAUAUGUAGUCUAGAGUAAUUUAGAACAUUCUAGAUACUCGCGUGCAGAACGCGGUUGUUGGUUGAUUGAAGCCUGGAUGAUGUCCUAAGAAAACCCCCAAAUACAAUGAAAAUUGUCAGGCAGAAGUGUUAGAAACGAAUUCAAAUCCUAACUCCUUUUUUUGACAAUGGGUCAUAAAUGACCAACGUAUGCGAAAGGAAAAGUUAUUCGGAGUCCAUCGCAAGAGGUGCUAAUGGCGGUAAAAUUUAUUUCGUUACAGUUUUUUGUAUAAAUUAUCAGUGUCCGAUUCAGGCCAUUGCGAAUAACAACAUAAUUUCACAAAUAAUACCCAAUACCAAAUUGUAAAAUCACAAAUAUGUAGGUAUAUUAAUGGAAAAUUAAUAACGAAUGAUUUCGUAAUCGUAACAAGUUAUAAAACGCUUACAUUGAAAUAAAACGUACUUUAAGGUUUGUAAAACACAUUACGUUAUUGUAAGUGGAAUUGGACCAUUGUAUUUAAGGACCAGUAUUUAAUUAAUUCUAAGCAUGACGCGACGUACUUUAUACUGUACUUUUACAAAUGUAUUUCUCAUGAUAAUAUUGACUGACGUAAGUUUUCUGUGUGCAUCGUUCCAGCAGCGCCACGGUCUACGGUUUUCUUACUAUUUAUUUACUGAAUAACAUGAAAAUUAUACUUUUCACUGGAGUUAUAUGGAUGGUUUUGUGGCUUCAACAUGUACGUACAUAUCGGAAACUAUGGCGCUGUUGGAGCGAUACACACACAUUUGCUCAUUGCGAGUGAUUUUUAGAUAAGAAUCGAUAUUAAUAACUCGAAUGUUUAUUUAAAUUUGACAUAAAGCAAUCUCAUAAUAAAUGGUGUAUUUAUACGUAGAGCUACAUUCAAGACGGGAAUGAAACCGCGCAUUAUUGAGAGCUCGCUCGACCUUGACUGGACCGCUACAAGAUAGCCCCACCAAUUAGCAGACACUAUUGUGUACCUUGUAUCGUAAGUAUGACCACAGUGGACAUGUGACUGUAUACCUUGUUGAUUUAGAAUAAAUAAUUAAAGAACACUUGUUUGAUUCCAAA
Pectinophora gossypiella (pink bollworm) is the source of this 6389-nucleotide messenger RNA. It is a transcript of the gene Sur, whose product is annotated as ATP-binding cassette sub-family C member 3. Gene Ontology annotation, cellular component: membrane. Gene Ontology annotation, biological process: transmembrane transport. The transcript has 26 exons. Gene Ontology annotation, molecular function: ATP hydrolysis activity; ABC-type transporter activity; ATP binding. Lineage: Eukaryota; Metazoa; Arthropoda; Insecta; Lepidoptera; Gelechiidae. The coding region runs from base 290 to 5290 and encodes 1666 amino acids. The record is from RefSeq and is a predicted model, not a curated record.